GUGUAGUUAUAGUAUUCAUGUUGUUUAUACAAAAAACAUUAGGCUACUGGGAUCUCGGCACCACAACAGAACAGCCUCCAUAUUACGAGGAUACUCCGCGACAAAGUUUUUUCAGAUGGCAAAAGACUGAAUUUGAUUCUUUACAAUUUUGGUAUCCUUAUUUUGAUUGGGAGGGACUUCGAUACAGAAGAUUACUCAAUUGUGUAGCAGGCAUAUCUAUCGAUUUUUUACCUCUCAGCACCGCACUUAUUUUGAAUAGAAGGAUAUUAAUCUCAUCUGCAAAUUGGGUAGAGCCUUAUCUUAACCGGCAAAGAGAUUUACGUAUUUGGGCGUUGGGCCGUGCUGGCGAACAUAUAACUCCUUACAGAUACCGAGUUUGGCGAGUUCAAAGACUCUUCCCACGAAGUCUAAAUCCAGAACAUAUGCACGGACCACGAGGCCAUCACGUUCCUAGACACGACAUUACUAUAAUACAUAGUUUGGAUCAAUUAUACAUUUUUAGGACUAUGCCAACUAGAUAUCAUUACGCCUACAGAGCGUUUCUGUGUGAUAAACAUUGGAAGCUUGCUGGCGGAGUGUGGUUCGCCGGCUCAGGCUUCGAGGACCUUGAGCACAUUUAUGAGAACUACAAAAUAUUCUACAGCACAUCCCAAAAAACCGACAUAGUUGAUUGUUCCAUUUAUCUUCCAAAAUGGUGGGGUAAAUUUAUCUGCCUAAAGAAUAUUCACGGUCAUUCGGGAGUGCAGAAUGGCGGCGGAUUCUUCUCAUCAACAUAUUUAGUGGGCCUCGGAUGCUUUGAAAUAAGAUAUAAUGAGGACAGAAUAUUAGUUUUUACAGACUUAAGGUAUUAUAUGGACCAUAUUUAUCACUCAGCUUAUAUAGAGCCCGGAGAGUAUUAUGAAUAUGCAUAUCCUCAAUGGGGUAUAACACUUGGAUAUUUUUCGGAUGGCGGCGGCAAUACUCCAUACAUUCCUAGCUGGCAGAUCAUGGAUGAUCUUUAUCCAUAUGGAAAAAAGUAAUAGCGUUCGUAUUGGUUUUACAAGUGGAGAAGUUUUUAUGGUGUUAAACAAUAUUAAGAGAUUUGUGACCUAAGGGACAGGUAUAGAAUAUAAAAAAAAGUUUAGAAAAGAAUUUAAAAAAAAUCCAAUUGGCAAUAAUCGACCAGAAAUAUAAUGGCAAACAAUAAAGGAAGGAAGCAGCUCUAACCUGAAAACCUCU
Manduca sexta (tobacco hornworm) is the source of this 1218-nucleotide messenger RNA. RefSeq lists its product as uncharacterized. Lineage: Eukaryota; Metazoa; Arthropoda; Insecta; Lepidoptera; Sphingidae. The transcript has 2 exons. The record is from RefSeq and is a predicted model, not a curated record. Bases 18 to 1019 code for a protein of 333 amino acids.